Messenger RNA from Uloborus diversus, 824 nucleotides. RefSeq names its product alpha-tocopherol transfer protein-like. Lineage: Eukaryota; Metazoa; Arthropoda; Arachnida; Araneae; Uloboridae. Gene Ontology annotation, cellular component: membrane. The record is from RefSeq and is a predicted model, not a curated record. Gene Ontology annotation, molecular function: phosphatidylinositol bisphosphate binding. The transcript has 5 exons. Bases 86 to 823 code for a protein of 245 amino acids.
AGGAUUUCAACCCUUGGGCCAUGAAAAGAUCCCAGAAGAACUCAAGCAGAAAUUAAGGAGGGAUUUGAAUGAAAAUGAUGAAACUAUGCGUGAUGGCUUGAGGCACCUUAAAGAAUUCAUUAAAAAGGAGGACCUGUCGGGAAACUUCAACGAAAAAUUCCUAAUGCAGUGCCUCCGAGUACAAAAAUUUAACAAGAAAAAAAGUGAAGCGAAGUUCUACAAGCACCACCAAAUGCAACGCGUUUUGGCAGAUUUGUUCAAAGACAUGGACAUCUCGAAAAUCCGGCUCAUUUUAGAUCGCAAGAUGUUCGGACUCCUGCCGUACAGAGAUCAACACGGGAGAGCGAUUUUUUUCACCCGCGCAUCGGCAUGGGAUCCAGAAUUGUUUGAUUUGAACCAAGCUGCGCAGUGUGCUAUUGGGCUGCAUUACUUCGCUUGUACGUUUCCAUUAACGACAAUGGCCGGCAUCAGCUACAUAACUGACACAAAAGCCAACUCCGUUCGAGAUUACCUCCCUCUUUGUUCCACGUACAAGAAUUUGCUGCCCCUACUGAUGAGCAUACCAGUGAGGUUUCAGAGAUUCGACGUUAUGAACGAAAACUUCAUCCUUCGAAACUUUUACCAGCUAAUGCGACAUCUUUUACCUCUGAAACUGACUAAAAGAGUUCAUAUGAACGGUUCAAAUUUCAAGAAACUGCAAAAAACGUUUCACCCAUCCGUACUGCCGUAUGAAUUUGGUGGAUCCAUGGGACCUCUGAGCAACGACGCCUACAAAGAGAAAUUUUUGGAUUUUAUAGUGAAAUUCCGGUCACAAAUUUUGUGAA